Molecule: messenger RNA, 159 nt
Organism: Racocetra fulgida
Lineage: Eukaryota; Fungi; Glomeromycota; Glomeromycetes; Diversisporales; Gigasporaceae
Source: the annotation of a GenBank genome assembly
AUGGAAGAACAAGAUUACAUCACCGAUUAUGCCAUGGAUUCUGAAUAUGAAGAAAGUGCAAAAAGUACUUACAAGCAAAGUGAAAAAAGUAGGGUGGGUGGGAAAGGGAAAAAAAUGAGUGGAGAAACAAAUAAAGAAAAGUAUGUUAAAUUAAAUAAA